AUGGCAGGAAUUAGAGAAAUUAGGAGGAAUUGGGCCCCGGGCGAAGCGCCGUCCCCACGGGGGCGGAAUUUUGGGGAUUUUGGGGUUUUGGAGGGCAGGAACCCCGAGGAGGGGCAGCCGGAGCCGCCCAAGGCCCCGCCGGGCUCGGCCCCGCUGCCCUACGGCUGCUUCGGGGGCGGGGGGUUCUACCCGUGCCGGGCGGGCCGGGGCUCGCUCAAAGCCGGCCCGAGCCCCCCGGGGCCCUUCGCGGGCACCGCCGAGAAAUUCCUGGAGGCGCCCGCGGGCGCCGAGGAGUUCCCGAGCCGCCCGGGCGAGUUCGCCUUUUACCCGGGCUACGGCGCGCCCUACCCGCCCGUGCCCGGCUACCUGGACGUGCCCGUGGUGCCCGCGCUGGGCGAGGCGCGGCCCGAGGCGCUGCUGGGCCCGGACGGGGCCUUCGGGGGGUGCCCCCAGCCCUGGGGGGCGCUGGGCGCGGGCUGGGCCGGCCAGAGGUGCUGCCCCAAGGAGCAGGGCCCGGCCGCCUUCCUGCUCAAGCCGCACUUCGCAGGGUUGAACCCGGCCGGGCUCCUGCUCAAGCCGCACUUCGCAGAGGGCUCCGCGCCGUGCCCGGCCGAGGGCUGCUCGCUGUCGCUGUCGCUGCGGCGGGCUCGCAGGAAGCGCGUUCCGUACAGCAAGGGGCAGCUGCGGGAGCUGGAGCAGGAGUUCGCCCGCGGCCGCUUCAUCACCCGCGAGCGGCGCCGCAAGAUCGCGGCGGCCACGCGGCUGAGCGAGCGCCAGAUCACCAUCUGGUUCCAGAACCGCCGCGUCAAGGACAAGAAGGUGCUGGCCAAGGGCAAGGCGGCCGCCAGCGCCGCGCCCUGA
Melospiza melodia melodia is the source of this 861-nucleotide messenger RNA. RefSeq names its product homeobox protein Hox-B13-like. Gene Ontology annotation, biological process: regulation of transcription by RNA polymerase II. The transcript is spliced from 5 exons. Gene Ontology annotation, molecular function: DNA-binding transcription factor activity, RNA polymerase II-specific; RNA polymerase II cis-regulatory region sequence-specific DNA binding. Bases 1 to 861 code for a protein of 286 amino acids. The record is from RefSeq and is a predicted model, not a curated record. Lineage: Eukaryota; Metazoa; Chordata; Aves; Passeriformes; Passerellidae.